Molecule: messenger RNA, 208 nt
Organism: Meloidogyne enterolobii
Lineage: Eukaryota; Metazoa; Nematoda; Chromadorea; Rhabditida; Meloidogynidae
Source: the annotation of a GenBank genome assembly
AAUGUUAACUGUCAGAGGUGUUAGUUUAGGAAUUGGCAAAAUGAAUCUUUCAGAACUUGAGAAAAUGCCAAAAUCAGACAGAAUAAAACUUGAAAAAUUAAAAAAAGAACAAAAAGCAGCUAAACAACAACAGAAAAAAUUAAUUAUAAAAAAAUGUGUGGAUCCGAAGGUGGGGAAAAAUAUAUAAAUAUUUGGGGAUUUUGGAGGA